Micropterus salmoides (largemouth bass) is the source of this 6378-nucleotide messenger RNA. RefSeq names its product solute carrier family 6 member 5 (gene slc6a5). Gene Ontology annotation, cellular component: membrane. The transcript is spliced from 15 exons. The coding region runs from base 1 to 2355 and encodes 784 amino acids. The record is from RefSeq and is a predicted model, not a curated record. Lineage: Eukaryota; Metazoa; Chordata; Actinopteri; Centrarchiformes; Centrarchidae. Gene Ontology annotation, biological process: sodium ion transmembrane transport; synaptic transmission, glycinergic; glycine import across plasma membrane. Gene Ontology annotation, molecular function: glycine:sodium symporter activity.
AUGUUUCAGGAUUUCUCUGACCCGAGAGACAUGGCCAAACAGCCGGCCAGCGCUCCUACCGGCUACAUCCCGGUGCCGCAGCCCGACGGAGCUGCCGGACUUACAACAAACAAACCGGACAACGCGGCUGUGUGCCCGCCGCACGCGUCUCACCAUCACCCAGCGCCUCAGCCACCUCCGCCGUGCAACGAGAGCAAAACUUUUUGUCCCACGGAAAAUAAACCGGGAGAACUGGACACCAGUAAAGCGUAUGGGACGUUUAAAAGCAACGCUCCUACGGUCCCUGGAUCAAUGGCCGUUAACUCGGCCUUCCGGAAGGAUUCCGCCGGUUCUGCCCGCGGGGGGUCCGCCCAGUACGGCGACCCGCUCCUGUCCACCGCAGAGCAGAACAACACCGCGAGCAACUGGACGGCUAUGAGCCAGACCACCAUCAUACUGGGAACAGAUGGGAACACGUCUGUUCAGCCCGGCACCGUGACGGGGGCAGACGAUGAUGAUGAAGAGGGAGAUGAGAAUAAGGCCAGAGGAAACUGGUCCAACAAACUGGAUUUUAUUCUGUCUAUGGUUGGCUAUGCGGUGGGACUGGGGAACGUGUGGAGGUUCCCUUAUCUUGCCUUCCAAAAUGGUGGAGGAGCUUUUCUAAUCCCCUACCUGACAAUGUUGGGCAUUGCCGGGAUCCCAAUCUUUCUGCUGGAGGUGUCCCUUGGCCAGUUUGCCAGCCAGGGGCCCGUGUCAGUGUGGAAAUGCAUCCCAGCUCUGCAAGGUUGCGGGAUUGCCAUGUUGAUAAUAUCUGUCUUGAUAGCCAUAUACUAUAAUAUUAUAAUGUGCUGGACACUGUACUACCUGUUCGCUUCGUUGAAGGGCUCACUGCCAUGGGCUAACUGUAGGAAUGAGUGGAACACGGUGGAAUGUAAGGACAAAGACAUGCUGCUGUUAGACUCGUGCAUCCUGCGGGACAGAAACAUCACCUCCAUCAAGAACUCCACAUUCUGUCUGUCCGCCAACACUGUGGGAAACCUGACGAAACUGUUAAACAUGACUGUGGAUGGCAACAAAACCUACGUCAGCCCCAGUGAGGAGUACUUCAAGUACAAUGUGUUGCACAUCUCCAAAGGAAUUGAAUAUCCAGGAGAUAUCCGCUGGCCUCUGGCAGGCUGUCUGCUCCUGGCCUGGCUCAUCGUCUACGCCUCUUUAGCCAAAGGAAUCAAGUCAUCCGGAAAGGUGGUGUAUUUCACAGCCACAUUUCCAUAUGUGGUGCUCGUCAUCCUGCUGAUCAGAGGAGUGACCCUCCCCGGUGCCUUCGACGGCAUCCUCUACUUUAUCACACCGAAGUGGGAGAAACUGAAUGAUGCAAAGGUGUGGAAAGACGCAGCCACUCAGAUCUUCUUUUCUCUGUCGGCUGCUUGGGGAGGCCUCAUUACUCUGUCUUCCUACAAUAAGUUCCACAAUAACUGCUACAGGGAUACUAUUAUUGUGACAUGUACAAACAGUGCCACCAGCAUAUUUGCUGGCUUUGUCAUCUUCUCGGUCAUUGGUUUCAUGGCACAUGAGUUGAAAGUGCCAAUAGAGAAGGUGGCCGAUGAAGGUCCAGGCAUAGCGUUUGUGGUGUAUCCAGAGGCUCUGACCAGACUUCCCCUGUCUCCUUUCUGGGCGAUCAUCUUCUUCCUCAUGCUUCUGACUCUCGGCCUAGAUACUAUGUUUGCCACCAUUGAGACCAUCGUAACCUCUGUGUCAGACGAGUUCCCCAAAUAUUUGAGGAAGCACAAACCGAUCUUCACCCUAGUCUGUUGCGCCUGCUUCUUCAUCCUGGGAUUUCCCAUGAUCACAGAGAGUGGGAUGUUCAUGCUGCAGUUGGUGGACACGUUCGCAGCCUCCUACUCUUUGGUCAUCAUUGCUAUCUUUGAGCUGGUGGGGAUUUCCUACCUCUAUGGUCUGCAGAGGUUUUGCGAGGACAUUGAAAUGAUGAUUGGUUUCCAGCCAAACCGAUUCUGGAGACUCUGCUGGGCUUUUGUGACUCCAACAAUUCUAACAGGUAUCCUGGGACUGAGUCUGUACCAGUGGAAAGUGAUGACAUAUGAGGACUACACCUACCCUACCUGGUCCAUGGUUAUGGGCUGGCUCAUGGUCAUUUGCUCUGUCAUCUGGAUCCCCAUCAUGUUCGUCAUUAAAAUGCACCUUGCCCCCGGCACCUUCAUCGAGCGUCUGAAGCUGGUCUGCUCCCCUCAGCCUGACUGGGGUCCUUUCCUGAUGAAACACCGUGGAGAACGCUACAAGAACAUGAUGGACCCUCUGGGAACCAACUCCCUGGGCCUCAAGCUGCCCCCCAAGGACUUCCAGCUCGGUUCCUACCAAUAGCGGUCUUCCUGACAGCCUCACACCCACCACCUAAAACCCCUGCAGGGGGCACCGGGAGGGGGGUGACCUCCACCUCUUUUUCUCCCUUUCACCUCUCUCUCUCUUUCUCCUGUCUGUACUUCACCCUCUUUGCUUCCUGUAUUCCUUCUUAUAUCAUGGAUGUGGAAACAGGCUGCCUUUCCUCUUCCUUCUCUUCUUCACCACUUAUUCUCUUCUGUCAGGGAGGAGUGGCUGCCCAGGUGGAGUCUACUCCUCCGCUGCUGCUUUGUACUCGGUUAAUGAGCUAUCAUUGCCUCCCACACAUGACCACUGAUUACUCCAGAACCCUUCCCAGGGAUCUUUAUUCCAAGAGAAAAAUUGUGUCAUUAAAUGACACAGCUCAGACUGCACUUGCAAUAUUAGACUCUCUGUAGCUGCUCCCUAUGGAGUUGUGUGUGUAUGUUUGUGUGUUUGUGUGUGCGUGUCCCAACAUAUUUGUGUGUAGAGAUAAUGAAUCAUCUUGGUGCAAGCAGACACAGGGAAACAAAAAGAAAAUUGAGCGACAGAGAAACAACGGUUCAACAAGCUCGACGGGGAUCUGUGUUUUGUUCCAUCUGUGUACAAAAUUCCAUCGGCAGUACAAAUAAUAUUAACUGCCUCAAGGAAAAAAAAAAAAAGAAAAAGAAACACAGUAUGCACUGUUAUCACAUUUCGUUGCUAUCCAGCACUAUAGAUGUAUAUUCACAAUAGCUAUUGCUCAGUUGCUCUUGCUUUGUUAAAAAUAGAUUACAAGAUCUGCAAUUUGUGCCUCCUACGUCCCAGUAGAGUAGCGAAUGCAUCCUGAUUACCACUUUAAGUAGAUACAGUUUGGCCUGGAUGACUCUGCAGUAUGAUAGAAGCUUGGGUCUUUUUUUCUCUGUGAAUCUGAGGGACCCUUUGUGAUACCCUCUCUCUUUGUCUAUUUAUUAAGUCGUAUUCCUGUUCUCCUCUAUUGUAUUAUCCUAGAAUGUAAAGAGGCACAUUCUUAAUGUAGGAAACCACUAGAGUAGUCUGUCCUUCCUUCAGUAGCUGAUAACAUGGCCAUUUAACCUUUUUAGGUCACUCUGUGCAUAUAUUUUAGACAGUGUAUUUAUCGCUUUAUGUGUUGUAUGUGAACUUGUCAAACCAUCUGUGAAAACCAUCUUUACAAUGUAAAUCACAUCAGUAUGAAAUAUAUCAAGAUAUAUAUCAUAUAUAUAUAUAUAAAUAUAUAUAUGUAUAUACAUAUAUAUAGCCUCCAGCAGAGGAGAGAGCUAACAAGACAGAGAUUGAGAAUGUGUGCGUGUGUAUAUGUCUCUCUGAACCCCAUAUUUCUCUUGCUAGCGGUGUAAUAUCUUGUACAAAGUGUACACUUCUUUAAAAAAAUCUUCCAGUAGUAAGUGUGUGUGUUGUCGUGGCCUCAUAAUGUUAGGAGCAGCUGCUGUGUGUGAGUAGAGGAAGAUUAGAGUAGAAAAUCGCCUCCUUCUUUCCUGGAAAGUGUACUUUGUCUCUUGUUGUUUGUGGUAGACCUCCGGAGACCUCUUUGCCAUUUCAAACUUAUGCCUCUUGCUUCUCUGUGUGUCCUCGUGAAAACAGGGUCUCAGGUAUACUCAAUUCCAUCAGACUACUCCAGUAGUUGUAGGAAUAAUAGCAUUCAGUGCAUAGGAAACAGAUAUUAGAGCCAUCCUAAUGAUAAACUAUAUUUGAAGCAAUUUUGCAAAGGAUUAGAAUCAAAAUACUUCCUGAUGACCUCAAUGCAGCAUCACUUUCCUUUCUGCUUGUUGUUGCUUAAAUGCACCUUGUGAUGAUUAUACAAGACAUAUGAGUGACUUAAGUGCUUAAUAUAGUAUCGUGCUUUUCGUCAUGUUUAUAACAUAGAUGGAAAACAAUUAGUUAAGAUUAAUUUAAAAAAUAUAUUUUUUUGUAAUCAACUUGAAAUUUAAUUGGCUCUUUGUUGACCGUCAAAACAGUUUUAUUUGCAUAAGCAGAAAAUUAAUCUCUUUCAGUCAAAUGAUAUAAUAUAGAACAUGUUUCCCUUUUACGGUGUGCUGUUCAGACAUCUUCAGCACAAAUGGGCUACUGUGAGAGUGUUUUUCUUAAAAGGCAUAAACAUCAUCUCCAGGUGUAACACCAUAGCAGCCUGAAGGAAGAGUCCAGUGCAGCUCUGCAGACGUCUGACUGGCUAUGCAGCCUCUUUAAAUGUAACAUGACAGGCAGCCAACCUUGACUGUGUGGGCUGUCAACCAGUUACCUACAAAGCAAUUAGUCCUUUCCAUGCUUUGACCAGUUGGAUAUGCAUUUUCAUGGUGACACAAGUCCUAAUUGAUUUUAUUACGCUUUUAACACUGCAGGUAUUGACUUGUUGAGUGGCAUAAGUGUUUUAAAUGGAGGCUGCAAGUAUGGAUAAAUAUGGAACAGUUGCUCAGAGGUGUAAGGGUCUCCCUGACUAUUUCUCUAAGCCAUGUCUUUUCAUAAUCUUGACAUGAAAAUAGCACAGAUAUGAUUUAAGAGGUUGUACGGUUUGAAAACAAAUAUAAUCCAUUAAUUAGCAGUGUUGCUUUUGUUACGACUUAGUGCAUUUAGCUCUAUUUGUUCAAACAAUAUUGAAUGUCUGUAUGCUGGUGUGUGUGUGCUUGUCACUGUAGUUUUACUGAACUCUACUUAAAUGUCAAUCAGAUGUUUGCAUGGAGUGGAUCGCUGAAAGAAGCAGAGGAGAUUGACAAGACUUUUUUUCCCUAGGAUGCCUCAGCCUGAUUUGCCUCUUUCUCUUUUCUAAUGGACGUGAGGAUCUUAGACCACCAAUUUUGAACUUGAGCUGGGUAAAACAAACUAUGGCAACCACUUGCUUGAGAGCAGAGGUUGCCAAAGAAGCAGAUUGGCAUUUCAAAUCAUGAGUAAUCAUAUAAUGUAGUGGACAGUAUGCUUUUAAAGUAGGACUUAAAUGGUAAAAGCCUUUUAUGCCCUGAGAUAGAUUUAGACUUUUUUCAGGGUCACAGCAAAAUAGCUAUACAUUUUGUGUCUCCCUGUUUACAUUUAUACUGGAUUUCUCUGCUUUUGUUUUCAGGAAAAAAAUUGUCUUAGGGUUCAGUUAAAACCACAUUGCUUCAUAAAAUAUAACACUGAAGAGCUUGCAUGUGCAGUUUGUGUUGCUGUAACUCAAUGUCCAUGUAUAGUAAUCUUUGUCCUUUCUCUCUCUCAAUAGUAUAAGUCCGUGCAUGUUUACUUUAGGGAGCUUUUUGUUUUACAUAAAGUUAAGAAACAGAGGGUUGCUGUUGUCCUUCUUACAGAGGAAGAAGAAAAAAACUGAAAAAGUAACUGUCAAUUCGCUUUGCCUGCAAGACAACUUUGGGCAGUAUAGGUAACCAAAGAAAGAGUACUUUAACUAUGGUGAAAACAAACUUUAGAUGAAAAAAGGAAUGUGUCAUCUGCGUAUAGGAGGUUGAGAUACUGCCAUUCAUAUGCCAUGUAGUGUUCCUCGAUGUUUGCCAAUACGUUACAAAACAUCUUCAGGUAACCAUUGGCCUUAUAGAUGUCCUCUAAUGGUAUAAUAUUGUAAUUCAAAAAUAACAUCACAGAAUAGCUUAUCGUCUGUCUCAUAUGGUAUCAGUAUUCCUAUUGUUAUGUCUGUUGUGUCUUUUUUGGCACUUUAUUGUCUGACCUAUGAAUGCAUAGGUUAAAUUUCUAAUUACUUGAGUAAUGUCAUAUAUUUCUGUGUGUUCUAUGUGAGGUACUGCUGCCUAUGGAUAUAGAUAUGUGCCUCCAACAGUCCAUGACAUCUUUUGAUUUGAAAAUAGAGAGUAGAUAUAUAACAAAUAUGUUUUAAAAUUGGUGUGAGAUGUUAAAAAAAUAAGAAAUAGAAAAAAGAAAAUAUAUAUCAUAUAUAUGUGAAAUGCAUUUAUUUAUUUUCAUUGUCACCAAUCUUUGAGGCCCUACCUCAGAUUUUGUAUUUAUGUAUAGAAAUGCAAUUGGAUUAUAGUAUCUUUGCCAAUAAUAAUAUAUCGCUAUUAUAUCAUGAAAUGUAUAACC